This is a messenger RNA of Ectocarpus siliculosus, 1137 nucleotides long. The record is from the annotation of a GenBank genome assembly. NCBI's taxonomy places the organism in Eukaryota, Phaeophyceae, Ectocarpales, Ectocarpaceae.
CAGACCAUGCUCCGUCGGAAGCCCACUCGUAUCGAGCUCACAACCGAAGACGUUCAGGACUACGAGGCGAUCAAGAAGAAAGCCGAAGAGAACAGGCGAAAACAGGAGGAGAUCGAACGCAACAACCGCAACUUGACUAAGGCGGCGGAGAAGAAAGCAGCCGCGGAGGCGGAAGCAGCGGCAGUAGCAGCCGCGGAGGCGGCGGCUGCCGCGAAGGAGCCAUCUCGACGGCAAGUGGUGGCCUCUCGCAUCGGACUCAACCGCCCAUAGCCGGGUGCCCGCGCAUAGUCGAACGGCCGAGCAAUGUUUCUUCGCGACCCCUGGGACAAAGAAUUUCGACUGUUCCCAGUGCCGCCAGAGCAGCCGCCGCAGGCCGGACUGUCGACGACCGACGCUACCGCUGACGCCGCCCCGACUACUGCCGGUGCUUCUGCUGCCGGUAGCAUCACCUCCGAGUUGACGUCCCCACACGGCAAUGUCUUGGUAGAUGUGGGCUUCUGGGCUGACCCGAGGGACAGCGGAGACAAGCGACCAGACCCGGCCCAGCUGGUUGACGAGGAGUGGGGCGGCACGGUAGAGGCGGUCGCCGUUGCCUUGUACGUCCGCUCUGGCUUCCUGGAGUCCUUCGAGCUGGGGUACUCGUUCUGUAGGUUUGGCUGCUGCGGCGACGGCAGUGCUGCGCAAACGAGUGCCAGAGACUCCAAGCGUAGAUCUUGGUUUUCGGCCAUCGGCGGCAACGGCGGCCGCUGCGGUGGUGGCGCGCCAGAACAACGCCGUGGUCCGAAAGGCAGCAAGUUCAUGGGCUGCACUACUUUGACCGAUGGCAAGUACGUGUGGCCGGAAGGCUUGGCGCACUACAUAGAGGAGCACGCGGUGCGCCCCCCAGACGACUUCGUGACCUUCUCUCUGCGAAACCUCCGGGCGCUGCGGGAAGCUCAGGCGGGAGGCCGGCUCCACUGGGAGGUGGAUGAGAGGGGGAGGGGGCGGAUGGCGCGGCUUUCACCCGGGACGGCGGUGUUUUUGAAGGAUAACACCACCCUGGGCAUAGCUCUGCCGCCCGAGCCUGAGGUUCGAAAAACACCGUCGGGUGGUAGCCGUGAAGAGGAGCAGCGGUGCUCGUGUAUGCUACCGCGGUGA